AUGCCAGCAGAAGGUGUUGAUUUGACCCCUUCACACGAACUUUUAUCCACCAAGGAGAUUGUACAUUUAGCACGUUUAUUUGUUUCUCAAGGAGUUAAUAAAAUUAGGUUGACCGGCGGGGAACCAACCCGUGUAAUGGAGUCAAUUGACCAAGCUAUUGCACUUGGACUUCGUCCACUUAAAAUUAAUUGUGUGGUUGUACGAGGGGUAAAUGAUCAGGAAGUAAUUGAUUUUAUUGAGAUGACUCCGAGUGGAAAAAUACGUAUUGGUCGCGAAGCAUUUGAUUUGAUACAAGCAAAUCUUAUGAAAAAAGGCGACGUAUUUACAGUUUCACAGAUAGCAGGAAUUAAUGCCGCAAAACAAACAGGAUAUCUAAUCCCUUUAUGUCAUAGCUUAUUGCUUUCACAUGUAUCAGUUGAUUUGAAGUUAGAACAAGAUCAUUCAAUUGAAAUUAUAGCAAAAGUAGAAUGUGAGGGUAGGACUGGAGUAGAAAUGGAAGCAUUAACUGCAGUUAGUAUUGCAGCAUUAACAGUGUUUGAUAUGUGUAAAUCUGUAAGUAAAGAUAUGGUAAUUGAGAAUAUAAAACUUUUAGAAAAAACGGGAGGAAAAAGUGGAACUUGGAAAUCCAAAGAAAUAAAAUAA
Messenger RNA from Racocetra fulgida, 642 nucleotides. Lineage: Eukaryota; Fungi; Glomeromycota; Glomeromycetes; Diversisporales; Gigasporaceae. The record is from the annotation of a GenBank genome assembly.